Molecule: messenger RNA, 1159 nt
Organism: Nanorana parkeri
Lineage: Eukaryota; Metazoa; Chordata; Amphibia; Anura; Dicroglossidae
Gene: ODR4
Product: chromosome unknown C1orf27 homolog
Exons: 10
Coding region: 23-1159 (378 amino acids)
Biological process (GO): intracellular protein localization
Cellular component (GO): endomembrane system
Source: RefSeq, a predicted model, not a curated record
CACAUGACCGACCUUCAUCACAAUGGGGAGAAGUUAUUAUGUUGAUGAAACGGUUCAAAGGUAUUUCACGAAAAUCCUUCAACAGAAGAAGAAGAACAACGUUGUCACCGGACUUCUCAUAGGACAUUGCUCGCUGCAAAGGGAUUACAUUGUUCUGGCUGUGCAGACCCCGCCAAAGGAAGAUCAGUGCCAAGGACCCGAGAGGAAGAUCGGCUCAUCCAGGCUGGAGGAGAUCGACGAGGAAUGGUUCUGUAUCCACGCCAGUCAGGUGAGCCGGAUGCUCCCGGGCGGGUUCCUGCUGGUUGGGGCGUUUCUGAUUUCACCUCCAGAAGUUUCCAAGGAAUCUCUGAAUGUUUUAAGGAAGCUCAUCUUUGCCACAGAGAAGUCUGCAAUGAAGAACAAGUUGUGGAAUCUGACGGACGAGGAUGUCACGGACCGCGUAGCAUUGCAAAUCUGUUCGUCUACAAACAAGGUUGUAUGCCGGACGUUCGAUGUUAAAGACCCCAAGAGUACGGCUAAACCGGCUGAUUGGAAGUACCAGAGCUCCCCGGUGUCCUGGCUCACCAUAGAAUGUAACCUUCAUGUAGAUCUCACGGUGUCAUUCCCGUCAUCUUCAUCUUACCCGGAGCAGCAGAAAUGUCUGCGGACUAGACUGGCACAAUGGGCGAAGGACAUAGAAGACUGCACAAUACUCUUUAAUGGGCGGCUGAAAGACACGGAGAGUGAUCUGCUGGAGGAGCAGAAGAAAGGACGCUCUGUGGCAAGUUCCGGCCGUCAGAUUGUUUCCGCCACAAUUCUCUCCCCCUCGAACAUUUCGGAUCGUCGCACGGCUCGGGUUCGGGUUUGCAAUUCUUCUUUGCACAUUGGGGGAGUUGUGAAGUGCCGAGGAUACAUCAGCAACAACAAGCCGAAAGUAAAGGACGCCGUUCAGCAAAAAACCCUCCCAGAAGCUGAGAAGUCGCAGCGUCCGCUUCCCCUCCCCCAGCGCGUGUUCGUUCCCAUUCCCGGCUCCGGCGCGGCGCUGUGCGAUUACGUCAUGGGAGAGGAGACCGGAGAGGAGGUGCGGAGCCGCCUCCUGGAGAUGUUGGACCAGGACGUGAAUUACGACGACUUGGAGUUUGCGGAGGAGAAGACGACGAUCGCCAGUUCCGGUAUGUGA